Messenger RNA from Microsporum canis CBS 113480, 1098 nucleotides. RefSeq lists its product as hypothetical. The transcript has a single exon. Gene Ontology annotation, biological process: maturation of SSU-rRNA from tricistronic rRNA transcript (SSU-rRNA, 5.8S rRNA, LSU-rRNA). The record is from RefSeq and is a predicted model, not a curated record. Gene Ontology annotation, cellular component: 90S preribosome; nucleolus. The coding region runs from base 1 to 1098 and encodes 365 amino acids. Lineage: Eukaryota; Fungi; Ascomycota; Eurotiomycetes; Onygenales; Arthrodermataceae.
AUGUCUUUGCUGGGUAAAAGGAUUAGGGCGCCCCGAGAAGAUGAUGAUUUACUGGACGAGGGGCUCUCGAGCUCUGAAGAAUUGAACUCCGCUAGUGGUGGGGAUGAAGACGGAGAGCUGGAGGAUGCAGAAACAGUACGCGUGCCAUUUUUGAUUUACGACGAUAAAGAAUUGCUGGAAAUAGCUGACUUACCGCCCAUUGGACAGUCAGACCUAGAGGACUCUCCUUCCGAAAAAGAGGGAGAAAAUGAUAUCGAAUCUUCGCUGUCGCAAAUCUCAUUCGGCGCUCUCGCAAAAGUCCAGCGGUCGCUAGGGCCUCUGAAAAAAGGGUCAAAGAGGAAGCACAGAGGCCAAGAGGAGGAGGAGGAGGAGGAGGAGCAAGAUAAUGGAAAUACCAAAUAUAAAAAAUCCAAAUUAGACGCCCUGAAUGAACUGCGUGAACGGAUCCGGAGAGCAAAGGAGGGAAAGGCUUCUAAAUCAGGCCAAUCAAAGGACGAAGAAGCAGCAGUCAAGAAACAGAAAGAAUCCCGGCUCUCAAAACAUGCGCCUGCGAUCCAAUCAAGCAAGUUUGCGGUUAGUCGCCGGCGUGUUGUUGUUGACGGUGAGAAUGUAGCCCAGGUGAAAUCGAGAGACCCACGUUUCGACAGCGCGGUACAAAGCUAUAGCCACAGCCAUCGACUCGGAUCUCAUUCCGAUCCAGCAGCAGCUAAGAACUACGCAUUCCUAAACGACUAUCGAGAUGCUGAACUGAAAGAGCUUGAGGAGAAAUUGCGUCGAGCUAAGAAUGAAGAUGAGAAGCAGCAGCUGAAGAAGACGAUUACUUCUAUGAAUGAUAGGAAGAGGGCGCUUGAGCAUCGGGAUAGAGAAAGACAGAUUCUAUCUAAGCAUCGGAAGAGGGAGAGAGAGUUGAUUAAGGAGGGAAAGAAGGAGAAGGCAUGGUUCUUGAAGAAAGCGGACCUAAAGAAAGAGGCUCUUAAGGAGAAAUAUGAAUCAAUGGGAGCCAAACAAAGACAAAAAGGCAUUGAGAGGCGAAGGAAGAAAGUAGCUUCUAAGGAGAAGAAAGAAAUGCCGAGGAGUAGAAGGAUGGUCGAAGGGUGA